AUGCUUCACAUUCUCGGCUUUGCUUUUUUCCUGGUUGCUACCGUUUCGACUGCGCCAUUGGCUCCGGUGGAAAAUCUGAUGGACUGCGGUUUCCCCAACGGCACUGACAAGCAAAUCCACUCCUACAUGUGUGCUCAAGGUUGGAAUUUAUAGGUUAAACUCUCGGAAAACGAUUUUUUUGCAGGAGAACAAUUCACAAUCACUGACAUUGAAACCUUAGACGUGAAGGGAAAUCCAUUGUACCCAAUCGACCCUCGUCAGCCUUUCAUCUUGAACCUCACCACCUACAAUCAUGGAGAGCAGGUUUGAACCCAUAAAUAUUGAAGGUCUUGACUGGCAAGUUUCAGAUCGACGACAACAAGGUCAAUGUCAAGAUCUUCCAAUACAAAAAUCAGUUCAACACCAACACCUGCACUUGGGUCGAAGUUCCCUCCUUCGGACUAUUGUAAGCUGAUUUUUCUCAAAUCCACUGUGAGAAUUGAUUUCAAGGAACGGAAUUGACGGUUGUCAGUUUGCUCACAACUGCCCUCUGACUUCUGGUCCGCUUUUCCUCGUGCUCCCGUUGGAUUUGUCUCAAUUCUCGGCUAUCAUCAAUCUCUUGGCAGCUUACGUAAGCCGAAUUUCCAUGCUUCAAUUCUUCAGAACAUUUUUCCAGAAGCCGUACGAGCUCCAGAUCCGUUUGUUCAACUACAACAAGGGCAACACGAAACACGAGGAAAUCGCUUGUGUCGUUGCUCAAGUUGAGCUCAGCUAA
Molecule: messenger RNA, 754 nt
Organism: Caenorhabditis auriculariae
Lineage: Eukaryota; Metazoa; Nematoda; Chromadorea; Rhabditida; Rhabditidae
Source: the annotation of a GenBank genome assembly